Messenger RNA from Arctia plantaginis, 264 nucleotides. Lineage: Eukaryota; Metazoa; Arthropoda; Insecta; Lepidoptera; Erebidae. The record is from the annotation of a GenBank genome assembly.
AUGAGGCUUUUGGGUGUCGCACGAGAAGGCAUUAACAUUUUUUGUGGCCUUAUGGAUAUAUCUCAGGGCUUAGCAAAAUCGACGUAUGACCAAAUUGUGCAACACCUGUAUACAGCGUCGAAAACAAUGUUUGAGAGCGUCUGCAAAAAAGCCGUCGAAGAGGAAAAAGAACUCAACAUACAAAAUGAAAGACCAGCUGACCGUUCAAAGUUUCGGGCGAUGGAUCGUGGAAGAAACGUGGAUAUACUUCAUUGUACGGUGUAA